AUGGAUGAAAUAUCGAGAUCCGGUUACAGCCCUAUCAGAUCAUCCGUCGAAUCGGACUCAAUCGAUGAGACGGAAGACGAUUCUCUUAUGGCCAACCACCCAGAAAAGACUAAAUUUCCGUCUCGCCGCGCGUGUUUGUUGGUUCAAGUUAUCAACAUGAUUGUGUUUAUCAUUUCCGCCGUUUGUCUCGGAGUGUCUAUCAGCUACCACCAUCAACCAAAGGUACUCAACGCUGACCUGAGACGUACUUCCUCCUGGUCACCUAUUCACGACAUGAUUGAUUUGCAACCACGAAUCGCAAUGAUCAAUGGCACACUCUUCCCACCAAAAGAUCCUUCCAUCGCACGCCAACUCCCAAACUCGGACGCCGACGACAAGUGGGCCGAGUACGAACUUCUCCGCGUCAUACCCGUCCCUAGGAAAACCAUCAUCAGACUGGGGAAGAACCCAGAGACAGCUGUAAAACUCGACAACAACAUGUGGGGUCUCGGUGACGACGCCUAUGGUGUCGUCUUUGACGUCUACCACCAACUGCACUGCCUCAACAGCCUGCGCAAAAUCGCCUACGGCAGCUACUACAACGAGUCAAUGGGCCGCGCCGACAAGCUCAAGCUGCGCGAGAUUCACAUUAACCACUGCGCCGAUAUCCUGUUCCAAGCGCUCACGUGCAGCGGCAACGUCAACCUCAUGACGCUGCACUGGGUCGAGACGCAGGAGCGGCCCUGGCCCGACAUGAGCAUCAAUCGCCAGUGCAUCGACUUUGACCGCCUGACUGAUUUUAGAAAACAAGUGUCACUCGACAUGGAUAGAUAUAGGGUGACUAUGAACAAGCCGGAGGGGGUUACGGAGUUGCCAGCGCCGGACCAUUACUAUGAAUUGUUUGGGGAGAAGAAUCCCAACCACCUGCAUGGGGAGGACCCCGAAGAGGACCAUAUACUCUGA
Messenger RNA from Pestalotiopsis fici W106-1, 942 nucleotides. RefSeq lists its product as uncharacterized. The coding region runs from base 1 to 942 and encodes 313 amino acids. The transcript has 2 exons. The record is from RefSeq and is a predicted model, not a curated record. Gene Ontology annotation, biological process: mycotoxin biosynthetic process. NCBI's taxonomy places the organism in Eukaryota, Fungi, Ascomycota, Sordariomycetes, Amphisphaeriales, Sporocadaceae.